This is a messenger RNA of Microcebus murinus (gray mouse lemur), 540 nucleotides long. The record is from RefSeq and is a predicted model, not a curated record. NCBI's taxonomy places the organism in Eukaryota, Metazoa, Chordata, Mammalia, Primates, Cheirogaleidae.
AUGGGCGUACAUGGCCACAUAGCAGGAGGUGGCAGCAAAGCUUCAUCUGUAUUUACAGCCACUCUCCAUUGCUUGCAUCACUGUCUGAUCUCUGCCUACUGUCAGAGCAGUAGUGGCAUUAGAUUCCUCAAAGGAGCACAGAUCCUACCUAAGAAGAUCACCAUUAACAAGGACACCAAGGUACCCAAUGCCUGUUUGUUCACUAUCAACAAAGAAGACCACACACUAGGAAACAUCAUUAAAUCACAGCUGCUGAAGGACCCACAGGUGCUCUUUGCUGGCUACAAAGUCCCCCACCCCUUGGAGCACAAGAUCAUCAUCCGCGUGCAGACCACACCGGACCACAGCCCUCAGGAGGCCUUCACCAAUGCCAUCACCGACCUCAUCAGCGAGCUGUCUCUGCUGGAAGAGCGGUUCCGGGUGGCCAUUAAAGACAAGCAAGAAGGAAUUGAGUAGUGGGCUACAAAGAUCUUUGCUUGGCCUGUAAGCCCAGUUCCUACAUGCAUCAAGCCCUUUUCUCCAGGUGCAGAGGAGAGUGGC